Molecule: messenger RNA, 1670 nt
Organism: Zingiber officinale
Lineage: Eukaryota; Viridiplantae; Streptophyta; Magnoliopsida; Zingiberales; Zingiberaceae
Exons: 5
Coding region: 73-1380 (435 amino acids)
Source: RefSeq, a predicted model, not a curated record
CUUCCCUUCCCAUCUUCAUCCCUUUCCCCAAAUUCGAACCCUAAUCCUCUUUGUCCCCAAUCUCCUCCGCCCAUGGACGCUCAUCCCACCCCCUUCCCCGGCAAACGUAGGACGGCGUCCAAGUCCUCUGGGAAAAAUGGCGACGGCGUCAUCGCGAUGAACAAACCCCCAUGGCAAAGUGUCGCUGCUGCGCAACCUCAAAUCAAGCCGAAGCGUGCUUUUGGCGUCCCCAGAAGCACGAACGUUCCUGUCGAAAAACCUCUGUUGAUUUCCAAGACGCGCAAAGCUCCAGCUGCAGCGAAGAAGCCUUCCGAUCCAGAUCCCGCAGCGACUAAAACUGUAGCAACGGUUGUUGGUAAGAAGAAACCCCAUGUUACUUUUCAAGAACCAAAGAAGUCAGUAGCGAAAAGCAGCGAAGAUGAAGAACCUGAAGAGGUGGUCCGCACUCCGAAGCCAUUGAUCAAGCCUGCUGUUGCUAAGGGCACGCCUUACCUUAGCGCUCAGAACUGUAGCAAGUGCAGGCUCGACCAGCUCGAGUCUUCAACAUACUGGCUUGCGCAGAUAAGAUUGGCUGAAACAACGGGAAAGCACUUUGUGUCGGCAGCCUUCUUCAACCUUGCACUAGAAUGUCAUGCCCAGCCAUUUCAUAGACUCCUAAAUGAGCUCAGGCAUUAUGUGAAGCGACAUCAAGUCAAUUCUACGGAAUCAGUGUGGACCAAUCUAUCUCAGGCUUAUGAACUAGCUAAGGAGAAGUUAGUUUAUGAUUCGUGCGACCCCGCUCAAAGUAGCGCUCUUUUAUCUGAAAUGAACAAUUCGAUUGUUGAACCUGAAGCUAUAUUAUGUAAUGUUGGCCAAUGUCAUGAUUCCUUACUUGAAAAGGAUAAUUUGGAGCCCAGUUCUGGAAUACUAGAUUGUGAAUCUCACAAAGAUGAAUGCUCAAAGCUUGGAUGUAUUGAUUGUGUGCAAAUCGAGAAUAGUUCUCAGGAAGUAGCAGAGAUCAAAGAUGAUGAUAGCAAUGUACAUAUAUCUAAGAUGGAAGAAUCGAAGAGUCUGUUAAUUGACAAGUUACCCAUAUUUAAUGACACUAAUCGAUCUCCUGGCAGUAAAGAGUCAGAGAAGAAAACAUUUGGAGAAAGUAUAAAGAAAAAGUCUGGAAAUUGUUCAAACAGUUCGUCUCAAGAGAUCAAGACACCACCAACUUGUCCUUCUACUUGUAAAGGCAGGGAGAAAUUUAGUGGAAACAAUGAAAACUACAAGGGCUCAACCAACAAUUCGGUGAAGAGUAAUGAUGGCAGCAGGAAAAAAAGGAGUGAUCAGAUCACAGGCACUGGCAAGGAGGAAGAUGAGACUAGUAAAUCCACCAUCAAGAAGCUUGCAUGAGCAUCAUCAAGGCUUUGCCGAUCAAGAUAUUUGCUGCAAAAUCACAAUUAAUUAUGUUACUUCAGUUGAACAAGCUUCUGGUUGCAAUUCUGAUGUCCAAGGACAAUAUGUGUGCUGGUGUUGAUUUGUUUGUACAUUGUGGAUUUGGUUUCAGGCUGUCUUUGGAUUUGGUUGGGUAUAUCCUGUGUGAUGCAUGACUCUUUUGUAUUCUCAGAGUCAUUACCACUUUACUAUGUUUCUUUAACCUAUUAUUAGUACCAUUAAUUGAAUGUUUGAGCAUGUUAGUCAAA